GUAUAGUCCAUUUAGUAAAAGUUAUUUUGUUGAAAUAUUUUUUUUCCGCUAAGUAUUUAUUUAAGAAUAUUCAUUAUCCAAUAUGAAACGCAUAAAAAGACAUAAAGUGAAAGAAGAGCAGCCUGAAACCUCUACCUCUAUUCGUGAUAAAGAAGAAUUUGACUUAACUUACUACAUUCAUGACCGAGUGGAAUUAAUGCAUCAAGUUUUCUCUGUACUAAAAGCUAAGGAGCUAAAAGCGAUGGCUCCACGGUGUGUGCAAUAUAUUUCCAUUAAUGAUUUACAAGAGUUGUGUAUGGAGGAGGUAUGUAAUAUAAGAUUUUUGCACAGGAAUCUGUUUGGGUGGGUAUACCACUUGGUGAGUGGUACUUACUGAAUAUCUAUGAGGAGUCAGAAUAUUUACAGGCUGUUAGGUAUUUCAUCUGUUUCUCAAGGGUGUCAAUCAGCUGCAGCCUUCUUUUUAGGGUUCCAUACCUGAAGGGUAACCAUUGGGACCCUAUUACUAAGCCUCUGCUGACCAUCCGCCCGUCUAUCUGUCAGCGAUGAUCCGUAAUAGGUCAACAUAUGACAUUUUUACAGAAUGUGUAUUUCUGUUGCCGCUAUAACAACAAAUAAUAAAAAUAAAUUAAAAAUUUAAAGGGUGCUCCCCUACUAGAAACAUGUUAUACAGAUAUAUAGAACCUUUCAUGCGCAAGUUAAACGUGCACUUGGCAGGUUAUUAAGUAUUAAUCUGUUGCUGGGGAGCAUAUUCCUUUUAUAUCUAAUAGGUUUUGGGAGCAGGAAUUAAUUAUGAAAACUUAUUGAUGACCUCUGUAGUUUUAUUAUUGGAGAUUGAAUCCAUGGAAAGUUUUGGACCCUGUAAUAAUAAUUUUGUUUUACUGACUUUUCUCCUAGACACAUUUAUUUAAAGAAACAAUGUGAGGAAGCCUGUAUUUAAAAGAAAAAUAAUAUUUUGAAGACCUGUGAAGACACUUCCUUGCCCUUAUAACUCUCUCAAAAAUGAGAGAAGGCCUGUGACCAGCAGUGGGACAUAUAUAGUAACUUUAUUAAGUGUUAGUAUAGCACCCAAAUCUUAAAUAAACUUCAAAUUAUGUUGACUAAGUUUGCACAUAAAUAAUGACAGCAUUCACAGUGUCACAGUUCACACACAAUUCACAGACAGUGUUCACACAUGCUUGCAAUCCACUAAGAAGUUACAGAGAAUGUACCGGCACUUAGUGUGCAAUUUAUUAAGGCUGCAGAACCUAUCUAGUAAUAUACCGUGAAGUCUUUGUAUCCAAAUGUAAAUACUGCCAAGUUCUGAGAAAGUGGAACUAUCCUUUUCUAUUAUAAAAUAUUGAGACACAAUUUUACUAUCAAUCAUUUAGGACCGUACCUGAUUUUAGAGUAACAAAAUGUGAAGGAAUUGAUGAUAAUCAAGUUUAUCAAUAUUUUACUCAUCAUUACAGCUUAUCUAAAGCGUACUGCAGAACGUAGGCCUGCUUAUAGAUUGUCUUUGAAGGGGAAUAUGGCAUAUUGAAUAAAAGUAUUUAUUUACACAUUUUAUUGUGGUUUUUUUUAUAGGAUAAGGGUGACAAACGAGCACACAGUCCACCUGUUGGUAAGUAGUUGCUGUGGCCCAUAGACAUCUACAUAUAUCUUCGAUAACAAAUCAAAAUGCAGAUGCAUUGUCACCUGUGAGGACUAAGAUGGAAUGCCUCGUUUCCAGUAAAAAAGGGUCUCCAGUUCUCUACACUCACACUACGAAACACAACAGCAUUAAGCUGCUAUUUUACGCUGGUGUUCUGUGAGAGCGUGGUCCUUCCCCGGUCGAGCCAACCCAUUCGUGUUACAACCAUAAUAUCACUGCAGCAUGGCUCUACCACGUAUAAAAAUUAAUAUUUUAAUUCCCGACGUUUCGGGUGCUUUUCAGCAACACAUGGUCACGGGGGGGACUGAGAUGUUUGACGUCCCGAUGUCACAGUUAGCCCAGCAACCUUCAGUUUUUUAAUAUUAAUUUUUGGUUCGAUUUACGCAGAAUGAACUUACAGUAUCUUGAAGUCUUGCAGUGGUAUGCUUGGCUUUGGAUUUAAUUUUGUUAAUUAUAGGAUCCCAAGCAGAUGGCAGCACCCAUCCAUCUUCUCUAUUGAAAUUGGGAUUUUUUUUUAAUUUCAAUAGCCUCGUGUAUCAUCCUUGGUAGGAAUCGGUGUUCGUUUGCGAGGAUUUGUGGUCUAUAUAUACACAUAUAGUAAACACAUGUAUUUUAAACAAUUCAUGCCCAGUUAGAGCACUUGUGAUACAAAGUGCAAAGUUAACUGCUAAGAAAACUGCUUACUGGUUGAUGAAGUGAAGAACAUACAAAUCCGUUUGGAAACAACCUCCUAUCUUAGAAGUAGUCAAAAAAAGAAAAUAAAUUACAUCUGAUUGUAAACUUUCAGCUUCUGGGGAUAAGCUCUAAACGUCUGUGUGCAAUACUUGAUGGUGCUGAACCACCAUCCGAUACAGAAUCAUCGAGCAGAUCCCCUUCUCCAGAGAAGUUGGAGACCAUCUCACUGGACAGCAUUUCAUCAGACGAGGAGAUUUUAAGUGAAAGUAGUAGCAAAAAGAAGAAGCACAAACACCGCCAUCGCCGUUCGAAAUCCAAGUCCAAACACCGACGGAAGUCAUCGUCCGAUGCGUCAGAGAACAAUGCGGACAGAUCCAAAGCCUCUAGAAGCGGUCUGACUGUUCUGGAACUGCUUGAGUUGCAAGCUCGCGCGAGGGCCAUACGAGCUCAACUACAGCAGGAGCAAGCUGCUGAUGUAACGGAGUCUGCUUCAGCGUCAGCAGCACAUCACACUUCUGAUGAUGAAGUGGAGAUUAAAGAAGAGCCACCCGAAGUAGUUGAGAUCAGUAGCGAGGAUGAGAAGCCGAACAUCGAAGCCUUGCAGAAAGAAAUGUUACAAAAUUCGGUUGAAGCUUCAACCAGAGAAACACAAACAGUUACGAAAAGGAUAAACGAUCUUAUCAUCACUGUCCCUCAAACGAAACCGACACGUAAAAUUAAACUAAACAGAAACAAACCCUCUGCUUCAGUUUUAAACGCUAGCGGUGUAAUUUCUGCAGUUGACAAAACAAAUGCAACGCAAUUGACUAAUAAGAUUGAUGAAAAAGUAAACAACAAGAACGGCGACAUUUCUAAAUCUACUAAUAAGACUGACAAAGUUGAAUCUGAAACUGUUAUUGAUAAAUCACAAUCGUCCGAGAAGAUAAGUGCAAUAAAGGAG
Messenger RNA from Parnassius mnemosyne (clouded apollo), 3245 nucleotides. The record is from the annotation of a GenBank genome assembly. NCBI's taxonomy places the organism in Eukaryota, Metazoa, Arthropoda, Insecta, Lepidoptera, Papilionidae.